AUGACGAAGGCUAAGAAUAAGGCCACGGCGGCGGUUGACAAUGAGACAUCCUCUGUUCCAGCAGUAACCGUUGAAUCUGACGACGCCAUGACCCUCGUCGACUUGUUUGGGGACCUGGAGAUCGAUGAACUUACUGAGCCUGAAGACAAAACCACCUCUGCCGAAUCGACCAGCGGUAUGAGUUCAGAGGUCAGCACAGACGCCGCUGACAGUGAGGUGAAUCUCAAGAAGUUAGGCAAGAAGGGCAAGUUCGUGGACCCCGAAAGCGAGUCGGGCACAGAAGCAGAGACAUCGUCCAAAGUAACAUCAGAAGCUACUAGCUCAGAGGCAGCCAUGGCUGAGUCGUCAACUUCUGGUGAGACAAGCUCGGAGAAGAGCACGACCGACGAUGCGUCCUCAAAGGGUGCAGACGCCUUUUCUGGGGCCCAGUCAUCGCAUUCUGGCGACUGGACUGUCUCGGAGGACACCCUCAUCCUCAGCAUGAAGGAGGGUGGAGAGACCUGGGCCUCCAUCGGCAACGCCAUCAACAGAGGCAAGAACGAGGUCAAGAAGCGCUGGCAUGUGUUGAAGGUCAACUAUGCCAACUCGACCGAAUCUGGAGGCGAGACUCAGACGGAGUCAGGAGGAGAAACCAUCCAGACAGAAUCUCAGACCGAUACCGAAGCUGAUACCGAAGCUGAUACCGAAGCUGAUAUCAAGCCCGACGAGAGCCAUGACGAGGUCAAGAAGACGGACGACAAGUAUAAGUCCAAAGCAGAGAGAAAGGCCGAGCGCAAGGCCGAAAAGCAGAAGCAGAAGAAAACGGAGAGCCCCAAGUUCGAUGACCAACGACAAGAGUCACAGAAACCUUCUAAGGGGGAGAAGGCCACCGAGGCGAAGAUAUCUGAGCCCAGGCCCAAGUUACCCAAGCAAACAACCAAACCCGCCAAGCCCAUCCCGUCAAAGGACUCGUCGCCAAAGCCUGCUACAGACUCCAACGACGAGACCCCAAGCCUAUCCUACCGAGACCGCUUCAACCUCCUCCGCGACACCUCUUCGGCGUCCGAGUCCUCGCCCGAGUCCUCGUCCUCUGCUACCAGCGAAGAUGAAUACGACGCCGACAACGAAGCUGAUCCCUUGGCCCACUACGAAAGAGAACUCGCCUGCCAGGAACGCUACAUACGCCGCCACGUUCACCCAGCGCUCUACCCUCCUAUGCCGCCGGCCGCGGCGUCAAAGAAGAGGGAAUGGCCGCUUCCCCCGCCCGCCAGCAGACGACCGCCCAGCCCGGCAGACAGACAGCAGCGCCGCGACGACGCGACGCUCGCGGCCUUGGUAUCCAAGAGGGAGGCGACCAAAUGGCUAGAGAUGCAGGCCAACUUUUACAACGCCACGGGCAGGAUGGUGCCGCUACACAUGAUCAAGUCGAGGUGUGAGGCCGAGGAGGACCGGGGUAAGGUGGCGGGCGUUCGUAGCUGGGCUUCUUCGGUGGCUGGUGGCGAGGAUCUGUUGGAUCCCAACGAGGGUCAGGACACUCCUGACGAUGCGCUGGUCGAUGAUGACGAGGAUUGA
Messenger RNA from Colletotrichum orchidophilum, 1551 nucleotides. RefSeq lists its product as uncharacterized. The coding region runs from base 1 to 1551 and encodes 516 amino acids. The transcript has a single exon. Lineage: Eukaryota; Fungi; Ascomycota; Sordariomycetes; Glomerellales; Glomerellaceae. The record is from RefSeq and is a predicted model, not a curated record.